Messenger RNA from Brenthis ino (lesser marbled fritillary), 1050 nucleotides. The record is from the annotation of a GenBank genome assembly. Lineage: Eukaryota; Metazoa; Arthropoda; Insecta; Lepidoptera; Nymphalidae.
AUGUCAAUAUUCUGUAUAUUCUCUCCACGUAUGAAACUAAACAAUGCUUUUAUUAUAAGAGCUUUAUUUUAUUCUUCACAACCUCAAUAUGAAUCAAAAAAAAGUAUAGGAAAAGUCGUUAAUGUAGCAAUUAUUGGUGCACCAAAUGCAGGAAAGAGUACUUUGAUUAAUAAAAUUUUAGAACGAAAGAUUUGUGCUGCCUCCAAUAAGGUUCACACAACAACAAAACUAACCAGAGCAAUUGCAUAUGAGAAAAAUACUCAAAUAAUAUUUUUAGAUACUCCAGGCAUUGUUACAGAAAAAGAGCAGAAAAAGUAUAAGUUGCCAGAGUCAAUGCUGGCAGCAUGUCAAAAAAGUUUAAGAUGUGCUGAUGUGGUAGGAGUUGUACAUGAUGUGUCAAAUAAAUGGACAAGAGAUGGUCUUCACCGUGAUGUAGUUAAUAUGUUAGAAAUUGUCAAAGAUAUACCUAGUUUUCUGAUACUUAAUAAGGUAGAUAUGCUAAAAUCUAAAAAGCAGUUAUUGGCAAUAAUUAGUAAUCUUACUAAUGGAAUGAUAGCUGGAAGUCCAAUACCUAGUCCCACAAAAAGCAAAAAGACUCAAGAAAACGGCUACAAUCAUUUUUCUGAUGUGUUCCUGGUAUCAGCACUCAAUGGCGACGGUGUGUCGGAUAUAAAGGAAUAUCUCAUCAACAACGCCAAAAUUCGCCAUUUCCAUUAUGAUCCAUCAGAAUGGUCAGAUCAAGCUCCAGAACUGUUAAUAGAAGAAGCUGUUCGAGCGAAAUUCAUGGAUUUUCUUCAUCAAGAAAUCCCAUAUAAUUUGUCUACAAAGUUAGAAUAUUAUGAUGAUAUCACAGAACAAGAUAAAAUACUUUGUUUUGUGUCAGUGGAAUGUCCAUCAGAAAGAUUAGCGAGGCUUAUAAGUGGGGCUGGAGGAGGGAGACUACAACAAAUCAAAUCUCAUGUUAGAAAUGAUCUUAUGGACAUGUUUAAAAAGACUGUUGUGAUAGAUAUUAAGUUAAAAGUAAAAAGUAAGCCCUCGUCUGAAGAAAUA